UCCAUAUUCUUCUGAAACUUUCAAUUAGGGUUUACACCUUUCAUCAAUGGAAUGGAGAACACACAAACCCUAAAUUAACUACACGAUCCAUCACCAUGGAGCCUCGUACUCACAGAAACGGUACCGACGCCGCAUCAGACGGCGCCGGCGACGCCGUUCCGCCGCCUGCACCGCCGCCGCCGAUGUCCAGUGUUAAUGCUCCGCCACCGUUCUUAGUGAAAACUUACGAUAUGGUUGAUGAUGCUGCCACCGAUAAGUUUGUUUCGUGGGGUGCUGCGAAUAAUAGCUUCGUUGUGUGGAAUCCACCGGAGUUUGCUAGAGAUCUUUUGCCGAAAUACAUUAAGCAUAACAAUUUAUUCAGCUUUGUUCGCCAGCUCAAUACUUACGUGUUGUUCACUUGUUCUGUUUCCUUUAAUUUCAAGUUAGGGUUGAAAAUGUUAUGAUUGUCUGGUUGUUUGGUAAUUGAUUGAUUUGAUGUGUUUUUAAGCUAUGGUAAAUGAUUGUAUGAUUAUGAAUUUGUAAGUUAUUCGGUUUUCGACUAUGAUGAUCAGUAGGUUUCGAGUUCAAGUUUUAGGGCAAAAAAUGGGAGUGUUUUAGUUUGAUUAAGAUCAUCCAUUUUUUAGUGUGACUUGUUUAUUUA
Messenger RNA from Helianthus annuus (common sunflower), 640 nucleotides. RefSeq names its product heat shock factor protein HSF8. NCBI's taxonomy places the organism in Eukaryota, Viridiplantae, Streptophyta, Magnoliopsida, Asterales, Asteraceae. The transcript has a single exon. Gene Ontology annotation, cellular component: nucleus. Bases 96 to 443 code for a protein of 115 amino acids. Gene Ontology annotation, molecular function: DNA-binding transcription factor activity; RNA polymerase II cis-regulatory region sequence-specific DNA binding. Gene Ontology annotation, biological process: regulation of transcription by RNA polymerase II. The record is from RefSeq and is a predicted model, not a curated record.